GAGAGCGAGGCAGUGAGAGACACAAGGCAGGCAAAGAGUGAGACUGAGACAAGGAUGGAAGAGGAGGGUGAGGGGAGUGAAGGAGAGUCAGGCGGAGGGGCUGGGGUAGGAGCAGGAGGAACGGCAGGUGAAGGAGCGGUCAGUCCUGAUUCUGCAGUGCCCCCCUCUCGCACGCUGCAUCCUAGAGCAGCUGAGCUCCAAGCUCGCAGAUUAACCCCUGACCUCCCGGACAGCUUGUUUGAGCUCCUGUUCCAGUCGCAGGGUCGGCGUCUCAAUGACCAGCGCUGCUCCUUCCGGAGGGGGCGGGAGGGGCUGCAGAGAGGCUGGCAGUCCGAGCCAAGCACCCCCGUCGAGAAGCGUAAAGUCAUCUUCUCCUCGAUGACCUCGCUGCAGACGGAGGAGUUCUUUGAUAUGCUGGCAAACUCACAGGGGCGUCGCCUGGACACCCAAAGGGCGGAGCUACAGGAGCCCCCUCCUCCCUCCUCCCCAAGCUGUGAGAAUGAGGCCACAGUAGAAGGGGCGGGGUCAGAGGAAGAGCCAAAUUUGAGUGUGACAGAGAACCGUGGAACCGUGAAGAAAGCUGCGGAUGAGGAAUUGUACAGCAUGAUCCUGUCCUAUCAGGUGCAGGGUCGUAUUGAUGAGCAGCGCUCCCGCCCCCCUGGCCCUGUCGAUGAUGAGGGAUUCUUCUCUCUGCUGCUCCGGGUUCAAGGAGGGCGAAUGGAGGAGCAGAGGGUGGAGCUUCCAGAAGGACUCCUGCGAAGGGUCAACUCCCACUGACCCUGCCACACACCCACUUGCUGUCUGGAUAAACACCCACUUCCGGUCUGAAAACAACAUCACUUCCUCGAUGGAGACACACCACUUCCUCCCUGAGGCAUAUACCUCAUUUCCUGUGGUAUAUUUGCUGUGGUGUUGAAAGAAACAAUGACUCGCUAUCUCUUAAUGAAAUUGUUAUUUUUAAUAGUGCUUUCUCUACAACUUGUGUGAUUAUUGUGUGUGUGUGUGCGUGUCAGUGAAAAGAUCUGUAAAAAGUUGAGGCAAAAUUAACAAAAUACAAUUUUAAUAA
This is a messenger RNA of Polyodon spathula (Mississippi paddlefish), 1066 nucleotides long. Its product is annotated as G-protein-signaling modulator 1-like. Gene Ontology annotation, biological process: regulation of inflammatory response. The record is from RefSeq and is a predicted model, not a curated record. The coding region runs from base 55 to 777 and encodes 240 amino acids. NCBI's taxonomy places the organism in Eukaryota, Metazoa, Chordata, Actinopteri, Acipenseriformes, Polyodontidae. The transcript is spliced from 4 exons. Gene Ontology annotation, molecular function: protein binding; GTPase regulator activity.